Molecule: messenger RNA, 360 nt
Organism: Sparassis crispa
Lineage: Eukaryota; Fungi; Basidiomycota; Agaricomycetes; Polyporales; Sparassidaceae
Exons: 1
Coding region: 1-360 (119 amino acids)
Source: RefSeq, a predicted model, not a curated record
AUGUCGUCCAAGAUCCGAGGCGCGCCCUCCGGGCACAAGGCGCGUACUCGGAAGACCGUUCAGACUGUUGACAUCAACCCGCUCUCAUAUGACCGCACGGACCCAUUCACUGCGCUCAAUGUGCUGCGCCAGCUGUUGGCGUUGCUGGCGUCGCUGCCGGCCAGGAUUGGCGGGUGCCAGUAUAAGCUCUCUCCGAUCCUGGACGAACGCGGGACAGAGCCAGAGUCUAUUCCAUCAGAUAUUCUUACAACCGAUACUGAUCUCGAGUCUACGGACGAUGAGCUUGGGAUGCAUGUCAAACAGGAGCGCUUCUUGGCUGCUGCUUUGGCGAGAAUGACUGCUCUCGACUCCUUGACCUAG